This is a messenger RNA of Alexandromys fortis (reed vole), 1162 nucleotides long. It is a transcript of the gene Gpr33, whose product is annotated as G protein-coupled receptor 33. The record is from RefSeq and is a predicted model, not a curated record. Gene Ontology annotation, molecular function: complement receptor activity; G protein-coupled receptor activity. Gene Ontology annotation, cellular component: plasma membrane. Bases 1 to 1020 code for a protein of 339 amino acids. NCBI's taxonomy places the organism in Eukaryota, Metazoa, Chordata, Mammalia, Rodentia, Cricetidae. Gene Ontology annotation, biological process: phospholipase C-activating G protein-coupled receptor signaling pathway; positive regulation of cytosolic calcium ion concentration; complement receptor mediated signaling pathway. The transcript has a single exon.
AUGGAUCGGAUCAACUCUUCUGGUUAUGUGAUCAAUGUCUCUACUUUAGUAAGCAACAGCACCGGUGUUCCAACUCCUGUCCCCAAAAUAAUCGUUGCUGUUUCUUUGUUCAUGUCAUUUAUAGUGGGUACCAUCAGCAACGGCCUCUAUCUGUGGAUGCUGAAAUUCAAGAUGCAAAGGACUGUCAAUACUCUGUUAUUUUUUCAUCUCAUUCUCUCCUAUUUUAUUUCAACGUUGGUUCUGCCAUUUCUGGGCGUCUCCUACCUUCAGAACAAUCACUGGCCCUUUGGAAUUGUCUUGUGCAAAGUAUUCAACAGCACUUUGUCUGUGAGCAUGUUUGCCUCUGUUUUCUUCCUCUCUGCCAUCAGUGUUGAUCGGUAUCUCCUCACCCUUCACCCAGUGUGGUCCCAGCAACACCGAAGCCUGCGCUGGGCUUUCAGAGUAGUCCUGGGAGUCUGGAUUUCUGCCACUAUCCUCAGCGUACCCUAUUUGGUUUUCAGGGAGACGCAUGAUGACCAGAAAGGGAGAAUGGUAUGCCAAAACAACUACCUUGUGUCCACUAGCUGGGAGAACAAAGACAAGCAAACACUAAGGGGAUGGAUUCACGCAGCCUGUUUCCUCGGCCGCUUCCUGCUGGGCUUCCUUCUGCCCUUCCUCGUCAUCGUCUUUUGCUACAAAAGAGUGGCUACCAAGAUGAGAGAGAAGGGACUAUUUAAAUCCAGCAAGCCCUUCAAAGUCAUGAUGACUGCCGUCAUCUCUUUCUUUGUGUGCUGGAUGCCUUACCAUGUCUACAGUGCCUUGGUCCUCGCCAUGAACCAGUCUCUACUUCUACAGGUGAUUCUGGUCCUUACGGUGGCAACCGCUACUUUCAAUACUGUCUUUUCUCCGAUUCUCUAUUUAUUCACGGGGGAGAAUUUCAAGGUUUUCAAGAAGUCUACUCUUGCUCUGUUCAAGUCAACAUUCAGUGAUGAUUCUUCUACAGAAAGGGCACAAAACCUAAACUCAGAAACUGAAAUUUAAAUUCUGGAUCCUUUGGGCCGAAGAGAUGGCAUUGGUUAAGAAUCCUUGUUGCUCUUCGAUUGGCUUUCAGUUCCCAACACUCACUUCUGCCUGUAACCCCCAGCUCCUGGGGAUCUAGCAUCCUCUCCUGGCCUCCGCGGGC